Messenger RNA from Fusarium proliferatum ET1, 1083 nucleotides. RefSeq lists its product as uncharacterized. The record is from RefSeq and is a predicted model, not a curated record. NCBI's taxonomy places the organism in Eukaryota, Fungi, Ascomycota, Sordariomycetes, Hypocreales, Nectriaceae. Gene Ontology annotation, cellular component: mitochondrion. The transcript is spliced from 5 exons. The coding region runs from base 1 to 1083 and encodes 360 amino acids. Gene Ontology annotation, molecular function: oxidoreductase activity.
AUGGCGACAGAUAUGCUCUCGAUCACGGCGCCAACAUACACCAGCCCAGGUGGCUAUGAACUCGCGACACUACCGAAGCCAAUCCUUACUGGGGACAGUGAUGUCCUCAUCAAAGUCCAUGCAGCGAGUAUCAAUCCGGUCGAUGUGAAGAAGGCCGCCGGUGUCUUCAAGAUGGCGAUAAAGGAAGAGUUCCCCUAUAAGAUUGGGUAUGACGCGGCCGGCGUCGUUGUGGAAGUUGGAAACGGUGUGACUAGACUGAAAGUUGGCGAUGAAGUCUACACAAGAUUACCAGAAGUCGGGAGAGGUGCUUGGAGCGAGUAUGUCAAGUGUGCAGACGAAUAUGUCUCUUUGAAACCUAAGAGUCUCUCAUUUGCCGAUGCUGCAUCAUUGCCACUGGCUGGAGUCACGGCAUUACAGGUUCUCGGGCAAUACAAGGGCUCAUUAGAGGGCAAGACGGUAUUUAUUCCUGCAGGCUUGAGCGGGACAGGAGCCAUCGCAUGCCAAUUGGCCAAGAAUGUUUUCCACGCCGGCAAAGUCAUCACCACAGUCUCUACAACCAAGAUCCCCAAAGUGUCAGGGCUCCUUGGCCAGGGUACGGUGGAUCAGAUCAUCGACUACACCAAACAAAAGAUUCCCGACGCCAUUCCUCCAAAGUCCGUCGAUUUCUGCUUCGACACAACCGGUCAAUCCAUGGAAUUCCUCUCACUCAUGGUCCCAUCAAGCGGCAUGAUCGUCUCAAUCUCAACGACUCCAUCUGCCUCGACCCUCCAAGCUUCUAGUGUGAUGCGACGGCCAGAUAACCCUCGGAUCCCGUUCGCCGGACGACUUUUCCUUGAUGCAGCGGAUGCGAUACGUAGACUGCGGGCUUGGCGCUGGGGAGUGACCUACAUGUAUCAUUUCUUGGACCCCAAUCGAGAGGACUUGGAUAAGCUUACGGAUUAUGUGGAGAGUGGAAAGGUGAAGCCUGUUGUUGGAGCAAAGGUUGACAUGAGAGACAUCAAGGCCGUUCGCGAAGCUUGCGAUCAGACUUAUAAGGGCAAGGGCGGGUUAGGAAAGACUGUGUUCGAAAUGAUCAAGGAUUAA